UUGUAGUAUUUUAAACUAUUAAAGUUAAAACUGUUUAAUGAUUUAUACUAGUGGAUAUUUAGGUGCUAAGGGUGAGUGGUCAUUUAAACAUCUGCCUCAGGGAAACUAUUUACAACCACUGAUAAAGAUCACCCUAUGGCCAUGUGUAGGGGGGCAGCCGGAGGUAACAGAGGUAGAUCAGUGGUAAUUUAUAUGUAUGCAUUAACUGUCUUCCUUUGAGCGUGCUGAGCUUUAGGUGACAUUUGAGGUCGGAGUCAGAUGGGAAGGAGGAAGUCAGCAGAGCCAAUCAGAAGACGACAAAACGCCCAUGCACAUUUCUUUGUUUGUACUUGUAUAAAUACACUGGAUCAGGGAAAGUUAGGUUGUCAGACUGUGGACUGACCAACACUUGUUAUUGGUUAGGAAAAGGCACAUCUGAUCCAGAAUUCUGUAAUUGUUCAUUGCUUGCUGAAAAGAUUCACUAAACAAUUUGAACUAAAUUCUUUGGUGUGGACAUUCACUGGUCUUUUGAGUAUUUUGAACACUGCACUCACCCUGUGGGGGUGAGAGUUUUUUUCUCUAAACAGCAAGAGCUCCUUCAAUUUGGUGACCCCGACGUGAUGCUUAACUGACCAGCAGCGACUGGAUAAUGAGUGCGGGAGGCAGGUGAACACUGCGGAGGAGAAAAGGGAUCCCAAAUAAUAAGGUAAGCACCACCUUUUUAAUAAAAGUGUGCAAAUUGGACAAAACUAAAUUAUCCCCCAGCAUGUGGUUCAUUCUUCCUCCUGCUAGUAUUUAACGUGUAAUCUGAGUAAAACCAAGCAGUGAGCAAAAAGCAAAUAACGUAGAAAAUUCAGAGGAGGUUUCGGACCUAAAAUUCCUGAACUCUAGUGUUAUUUGUGUAUAUGCACGUGUUUGUAUGUUGUAGGGGGCCUACACAUACUUUUAUUUAAGUAGGGGGCUUCGGGCCUUAAAAGCCUACACCUUGUGUUGUACGUUGUAGGGGGCCUACACGUACUUUUAUUUAAGUAGGGGGCUUCGGGCCUUAAAAGCCUACACCUUGUGUUGUAUGUUGUAGGGGGCCUACACAUACUUUUAUUUAAGUAGGGGGCUUCGGGCCUUAAAAGCCUACACCUUGUGUUGUAUGUUGUAGGGGGCCUACACAUACUUUUAUUUAAGUAGGGGGCUUUGGGCCUUAAAAGCCUACACCUUGUGUUUGUACGUUGUAGGGGGCCUACACGUAGUGUUGAUAAAUGUGUUCAAAAGGUGCCGGGGACGCCUAGUAUCUACUGUAAAAUUGUGUUGUUAUAAGGGGAAAAAUUGGGUUGGGCCUGGUGUAUGUUAACCAUACACGCACUUCCAAGAAGGUAAAGUAUUGGGGUGGUUUGGAUGGAUAAUUAUUUCAUGAAUUAAAAGAUCGGGAUACUGUGUGAAAUUUAAACACCCAGUGAGAGACCGCAGCCUCUCCUUAGGAGGGAACUGUAGAAGAUUGUCUCUCAGCAGCCCCGAUUGACCUACAGGAGUCAUUCAUGAGAUAUUUCCAUGUGUGAAGUACAUUCAUUAAUUUGUAGUGCAUAAUUGAGGAAUUAGUCUGUAAACAUGGAAGGGGAAUACAAUCGUGAAAAAAUAGAGUCUAGCAUUCCCAUCCUGAAAAAAGAUUUUGGAAUUCCAGGGACUUGGGGAAAGAAAUGGGAAGUAAUAAAAAACAAUGUGCUAGUGUGUCAGCCAGAGAAGAAAAGAGGGAAAAUCUUAAAACAUUUAGAGGACUGGUACAGAACAAAGCGACACCUUGGCUGGUUAUAUAUGAUGGCUAUAUGAUGACUGUAAAGAAGACAUAAAAAAAGACUCUCCAGACACGACUGACACCACUAGGAUAAAAGAUCACCAACUAUACUACAAACAGAGCCACCAGUUAAAAGAGUCAUUGACUUUGAUCAGGAUAUGGAACAAGGAAUCAAGCGUGCAAACUCAGGACAGGGGUCAGAGAUUAUGGGAGAGUGGCGAGAGCAGUGGGAAGUUGAGAAAAAGAGAGAGCAGUGGCUAAUUGAGAAAAUGAGAGAACAGAGUAGACAGAAGUUGCAGGGAACAUGUGGAGGGAAGUAUGAUGAUGUAGGGCUAGAGGGAGAGAGUAAGAAUGAUGGUGAUGAUGAGGGUGACAGAGAAGGUGAAGAGUAGGUAUCAGGAAAAAUAUGUAGUGUUAUAGUAGAAGGAACAGGAUUAAGAAGGUCUGAGAGACUUAAAGAACGUAGGGAGAGAGAAGAAGGAUUCCAACAGCCCAAAGACCUGCAGAAGCCCCUUUUUGGAGCAGCCACGCAUAAUAUUCAAGCUAAAUAUAAACCAUUCUCAUUGGACAGCCUUAGUCUAUCAGUUGCCUCCUCUUAGGGAUGGAGCCCAACCAUGGUUAAACAAAGUAUCAGCUCACACAAGUACAGACAUUUCACACAUCAUAUGGAUGCCCAAACUCAAAAGCAGAAAAAGAGAGAGGGUGAGAUGGAGGAGCUUAAAGGUCAGCUCUUAAAGCUGCAGCUACAACAGGUUAGAGAUCAGGUGACAGAUAAGAAAGCUAGUGCUAAGCAACAUAAACAAAUGCUCCAAAUGCCUUCUACAGAUGUUGUUGCUGCUCCAGCUCUUUCCCUAUCCCCAUCUCCCCCUCCUAACCCUCCCCCUAAUUCAUACCCUUACUACCCUGCACAUAUCCCAGUGCCAGUACUCACACCAGGUCAGAUGUUCUAGGGUCCAGGAAACCAGGGAGGGUAUAAUCAAAACAAUGGACAGAGAAAGGGAGGGAAGGCAGGCAAUAAGGGAGGAGCAGGGUGAGUGAAAAACAAGGGAUGCUUUAUUUGUGGAGCAAUGGACCAUUGGGUCAAUGAUUGCCCUUAUAACGGCUAUGCUCGGCAGCAGGGAAGAAGCGGUGGUCCCCCAGGGGGAGCAGCUUCAAACCCACCCCAGCAGGCACCCAAUCCACAUAUGGCUCCAGGAGGAUGGCCUGCACAUCCUGGUGCAUGGGGACAGUUCCCACAGCAGCCAUAGGGGUGCCAAACAGAAGGGGAACUACAGGGCUUGGGAGCUCCCUGUUUUUCUCUGAAGGUGAAUGGGAAAACAAGAUGGGUCAUGGUGGACACAGGAGCUCGCUACUCAACCUUGAGUGAUCCACCUUGCAGACUCUCAUCCGCCUAUGUUUCUGUUUUGGGAUUUUCUGGCACUGAACAAAAACUGCCUUUCACGGAAGAAACUGUUGUGACUGUGGGAAACCAAAUGCUGAGACACUCUUUUGUCUACGCACCUGACUGUCCUGUGAACUUGAUGGGAAGAGACUUGUUGGUUCGCCUGGGAGUUGCAGUGAAAUGUGCACCUCAGGGAACAACUAUGCAUUUUCCAGAUGGAACUGUGAUCACCUGCAGCUCUUCUAUCGAUACGUCUGUUAAGCAAAUGCCCCUGGGUGCCUCUGCUCCAUACACUGCUGCUGAACCACCAGCUGAUGUAUAUUGGGUAUUGUUAAAUACAGAAAAUAAUCCCUUGAUAGAACAAUUUGACUUAUGGGCUCCGUGGAUUCACUCUCUCAGCUCCUACCACUCUGUUCCCGACCCUCCCCAUUGUACUUUAUAUUAUGACAGGAAUGAAGAUUGGAUAUAUAAGGCUGAAUUUGAAGACAAAAUAGAAGGAGAUACCUGGGCCCUGCAUGUAGAGGGCAUUUAUGUGGGACAAGAAGGAGUGGCAUCAGCAGUUAUGCUUCCUGAGUAUAGGAAAUCUUGGUAUAAAAUGUCUAACACUACCACCCCCCACGUAUCUUUCGCCUUGCAUGCAGGACAUCAGGCUAAAGAGUUGGGUCUUACAGGUUACUCCAGACAUUUUGUGCCUGAUUAUGCCGGUAGGACUGAGUCUCUGCGUGCACUGGUUAAAGCUCAGGGGUGCCGCAAUCUCAGUGCCAAGUUGGACUGGACGGUUGAGGCUGAUUCAGAUUUUAUUUGUCUCAAAUAGGAUCUGUCACAGGCCACAUCUUUGGCGCCCCCCGAUUACACUCAACCGUUUUUUCUUGAUGUUUCUGAAAGACAAGCGUCUGCAUAUGGUGUUCUCUAUCAGAAACAAAGGGGGAUUAGGAGAGUGUUAAUAUACUGUAGUGUACUGUUUGAUGUACAGGAAAAAAGAGCCACUCCAUGUGUCAGAUAUGCAGCAGCAGUUGCUAAAUUGACAGAAAAAAUCGCACAUGUAGUCAUGCAUCACCCACUGAUAAUCUUAACCUCUCACGCUACAGUUGCAUUUGUGACAUCCUCUGCAUUCACACUGACACCACUAAGACAGAGCAGGAUUCUCAAAGUGCUAACACAACCACACAUAACAUUUGUACAUCAAGGAAUCAAUAUGGCAGAACAAAUAUUGGAAGGGACACCACAUUGUUGUAUAACAGUUACACAGGACAGGACCAAGGUGAGGACUGAUUUGAGUGAAACACCUUUGGUAAAUCCUGAAGUGGAAAUGUACACAGAUGGCUGUUGUUUCAGACAUCCAGACAGUGGGUUGCAGGCAGGAUACGCUGUGGUGGAACUAGGGAUAGAUGGGACCCCCAGAAUACUCAAACAGGAACAGAUGACAGGAAGCGUGUCAGCCCAGAAAGCAGAACUAAGAGCAGUCAUAUCAGCAUUAGAAUUGUCACAGGAAAAAAGCGCAAAUAUUUAUACUGAUUCCGCUUAUGUAUAUAAUGCAGUACACAGGGACUUAACAGGAUGGAUGCAGGCAGGUUUUAGGACAAGUGGGGGUAAAAGCAUGGCUCAUGAAAGAAUGAUGAGGGAGUUAGCAGAAGCUCUACAACUUCCAAAACGGGUGGCAAUAAUGAAAGUUAAAGGACAUAGCACUCUAGAUGAUAGAGAAGCCAAAGGAAAUGAUGCAGCUGAUCAAGCAGCGAAACAGGCAGCAGGAUACACUGUAAAUAUGAUAAUGUUAGUCACAGACAUGCAGAUCGCUGAUGAUGUGAAUAUGGAAACAGUCAAAGCAGCACAAGAAACUGCAUCACAAGAGAUAAAGACUCAGUGGAAGUCAAAAGGGGGACAACAGAACAGCCAAGGAAUAUGGCAUGUAAAUAGUCAGGUGAUAAUGCCCCCUCAAUGGCUAAACAGCAUGUUGACACAGACUCAUGGACCUGACCACAGGAGCACUGGACAAAUGACACAUGACUUACGACACUGGUGGAUUGACGAAUUUUCCAUCCCCACAGAUUCACCAACAGGAGAGAGUUUCUCCACGCGGGAACAGGAGCCAGAGCUAGGAUCAGGAGGACCUCCAGAGUUCCUGUAUCUGAAGGCCAUAAAGAGGAAGUGGAGUGAACCACGGUGGACAGGAUCAUUCAAAGUGACAGCCAGAACAAACUCGGCAGUAAAACUGGCUGGGAAGGGUUACAACUGGUAUUACCUCUCUCAGUGUGCUAAGAACACCACAGCACAGGAGAAGGAAGCCGAGGGGAAUAAAAAAAAAAAUAAAUAAAAUGUAUAAUCGAGUUUUAUAAUCAUCAUUUGUGUGUGUGUGAUUAAAACAGAAACCAGCGCCACUCGUUUGGAGGAAUCGGAGAACGAGGUGGAGGAUGGUGUCUGAGGAGGAAAGAAGUCCCACAGGGGAAGGUUAAAACGUUAGGUAUGGGGGGAGGUUCCGCCCCAUCGCAAGGUUGACCUGUUGAGGACACAGAAUGUUGAACUCAGUUUGUUGAGUUCAAAAGGGGGACUGUUGUAGUAUUUUAAACUAUUAAAGUUAAAACUGUUUAAUGAUUUAUACUAGUGGAUAUUUAGGUGCUAAGGGUGAGUGGUCAUUUAAACAUCUGCCUCAGGGAAACUAUUUACAACCACUGAUAAAGAUCACCCUAUGGCCAUGUGUAGGGGGGCAGCCGGAGGUAACAGAGGUAGAUCAGUGGUAAUUUAUAUGUAUGCAUUAACUGUCUUCCUUUGAGCGUGCUGAGCUUUAGGUGACAUUUGAGGUCGGAGUCAGAUGGGAAGGAGGAAGUCAGCAGAGCCAAUCAGAAGACGACAAAACGCCCAUGCACAUUUCUUUGUUUGUACUUGUAUAAAUACACUGGAUCAGGGAAAGUUAGGUUGUCAGACUGUGGACUGACCAACACUUGUUAUUGGUUAGGAAAAGGCACAUCUGAUCCAGAAUUCUGUAAUUGUUCAUUGCUUGCUGAAAAGAUUCACUAAACAAUUUGAACUAAA
This is a messenger RNA of Seriola aureovittata, 6170 nucleotides long. RefSeq lists its product as uncharacterized. Gene Ontology annotation, molecular function: RNA-DNA hybrid ribonuclease activity; nucleic acid binding. Bases 4192 to 5454 code for a protein of 420 amino acids. The record is from RefSeq and is a predicted model, not a curated record. The transcript is spliced from 2 exons. Gene Ontology annotation, biological process: DNA replication, removal of RNA primer. NCBI's taxonomy places the organism in Eukaryota, Metazoa, Chordata, Actinopteri, Carangiformes, Carangidae.